Messenger RNA from Lindgomyces ingoldianus, 3689 nucleotides. RefSeq names its product GTPase-activating protein GYP5. The transcript is spliced from 4 exons. The record is from RefSeq and is a predicted model, not a curated record. The coding region runs from base 135 to 3506 and encodes 1123 amino acids. Lineage: Eukaryota; Fungi; Ascomycota; Dothideomycetes; Pleosporales; Lindgomycetaceae.
CUGAACCCUUCCUGCUGAAGCGUGAAUGCUCCACACUCUCUCGGCUCUAGCAAUGAAGCAUACGACUCCUCACUCUUUCACAUAGCUGUGCAGCAUUUGGCCUCCCAGCCAGUCGCAUAUCCUCGCCGCACGCCAUGUUCAACCUCACCAAUCUUGUCCAGAAGGCCCAGCAGCUCAUCGAACCCACCCUCUCCAUCGCUGGCCCCACCUCCUCAGACCGCAGGCCUUCAAAGGCUACCCUCUUCCGUCACCAAUUUAGGCUCCCCGACUCGCAAUCCCCGCUCCAAGAAAUUACUGCCGAGCUCACACUCUCCCCCCACCACUCGACGAGGGGCUCCGGCGACGUCACAUCUCCUGAGAAGGAGCGCGGGCAGGGCAACCACUAUGUCGGCAAGCUGCACCUCAGUGAGCAGUACCUCUGCUUCUCGACGCAGGGGUCGAGUUUCUUGAACACAGCCAGCUUGAGCUCCUCCAGCAGCUUUACGGGUCAAACGCACGGAGCCGGUCCCGCAGGCAACGGUUUCACCUUGCCCUUGUGUGCUAUCCGACGAGUGGAGCGGCUGCACAGCCAAAGCUAUAUGUUUGCGCUAGCUAUAACCACCUGGAAUGGAUCAGCGGACCCGAAGUCGAAGAAUGCUGCGCCCAGUGGCCAAAAGCUGACAGUUCAGCUGGCUGGUAGCCGGAUACAAUGUGAGCGCUUCUGCGACGGGCUCAAGAAAGGGCUGAGGGAAGGUGUUAGAGAAGUCGAGAAUCUACGGGCCGUAGUCAGCCAAUGCUACUCCGAAUACCUUCUCUCGGAAGACGCAGACGAGAGGAGGGCUGGGGACCCAGCAAAUAAAACGCGCGAACAUCCAGACACUGGUCUUGGCAUGGUCUUCAAAUAUCCUGGAAAUGCUCGGAAACUCCGAGAUGCUACAAAAAUAAGGUUAUGGCGGGAAUAUCUGCGUGAAAACGGGCGGAGUGCCACACUGAUUCGACAGCCUACCUUCCACAAGCUAAUACGUGUCGGUCUGCCAAACCGCUUACGGGGUGAGAUAUGGGAACUCACUUCAGGCUCAUUCUUUUUGCGGCUACAAAAUCCUAAGCUCUAUCUUGAAACGCUCGCCAAAUAUUCUGGAAGAGAGUCUUUGGCUAUAGACGAAAUUGAGAAGGAUUUGAAUAGAAGUCUACCGGAAUAUCCGGGCUUCCAGAGCGAAGAGGGAAUCGGGCGGCUGCGAAGGGUUCUAACAGCGUAUAGCUGGACGAAUGAGGAAGUCGGCUAUUGCCAGGCGAUGAACAUCGUUGUGGCUGCAUUACUGAUAUACAUGUCCGAAUCUCAAGCCUUUUUCCUCCUCUCCAUCCUAUGUGAUCGACUUCUUCCUGGUUACUAUUCGACAACGAUGUACGGCACUUUGCUGGACCAACGCGUUUUCGAAUCGCUUGUCGAGAAGACUAUGCCAAUUCUUUGGGAUCACCUCGUUAAAUCGGACGUUCAGCUAUCUGUCGUAUCGUUGCCGUGGUUCUUAUCGCUUUAUAUCAACUCUAUGCCUUUGAUCUUUGCUUUUAGAGUCCUUGAUGUCUUUUUCCUCGAAGGUCCCAAGGUACUGUUCCAAAUUGGCUUGGCUAUUCUCCGGAUCAAUGGCGAAGAGCUGCUGGAUGCCACAGAUGACGGGACGUUCAUAUCAGUAUUAAAAGCAUAUUUUGCAAGAUUAGACGAAUCAGCUCAUCCGAAAUCCGAAAACCCGAAGCUGAGAGCUGUUACGAGGUUCCAGGAGCUCAUGGUUGUCGCUUUCAAGGAGUUUGCUGGAAUCACUCAGAAUACCAUAUCGGAGCAGCGAGCGAAGCAUAAGGAUGCAGUUCUUGGGAAUAUCGAGAGCUUCACGAAACGUACAUCUAUAAGGAACCUCGGACCUGAGAGUAAGCGAUUGAGUGUGAAUGACCUGGGCUUCCUCUACGAUCGAUUUUACUCGAUCCUGUAUGAGCGACAAGAGCGGGCCGAGAUUAUGCAGCAAGAGGCAGAUAGAAAAGCCAAGGCAGGACGAACAAAGAUCACAGAGGUUGUCACUGGCUUCUCUGGCAACAGCGUCGAAAGAGGGCGGGUGGCGUUAGGCCCCAGUCCUACUCAGAUGGAUUACGAUGCUUUCAGAGAGUUCCUUGCAGGUAUUGCUAAAUGGGCAGUGACCGACUCACCCAGCUCACCACCUGAACAAAACGGAACGCAAUCUCCCCACUCAUAUUUUGGCAACAGUACAAGAAACCGUCCGUCUAUGUCACCAUGGGGUUCUGGCCCCGAACCUGCUGACCAUGACUUCAUGAAACGUUUAUUCCGAAGAUGGGACACAGACAUGACUGACUCCCUCUCACUCCAAAAUGUCGUCACAGGCUUUGCCCAGGUGAAAGGCACUAAAGACAUCAUGUCGAACAUUAGCUACUUCUUCGAAUUGUACGACGAUGACGGCGAUGGGAGAGUAGAUCGCGAAGGUAUCUUGAGAAUAUCCGAAGCACUGUUGUUUUUGUCGAGACGAGGCUUCGGAGAUACAACAAGCCCGUUUCCAUCCACUACUGACCUUCAUGGCGGUAGUCCGGAGAGAGGAAAUCGCGACGAACAAUUUUUGAGCAGCGUGUCUGCAUUCAUACGCCGCUGCUUCGAAUACGCGGAUCCCGAUCACCCGUCGAAUCAAGGCCAUCAACCUGUCGACCAAGUAAAGGAGGGUCUUGAUAACUUCUCUAUCGGAACUGAUGACGAAGACGACCUUAUAGACUUCAAAUCCGAGCCUAGUACCCCAACCGCCACACAGCCCGCCAAGGUUACUUCACCUUCCCACAGACACACCAAGACGCCACUCUCUCCCGUUCCUUCGACCUCCAACCCCCUCACACGUACACAAUCCAACAAUUCAGACCGGUCUUUGAAGGCAAAGGAGGCAAAUCUUGCCCUCGACCCCAAUAAGCCUCUACAUAUCACACUCCCAACCUUUAGAAUGGUCAUUCUUGCCGACGAAAUCCUUGAAUCGUUCUUCGAAAUCGGUUUCUCAGCUUCCUUCCGCCUUGCAGAUGCACCCCUACCCUCGCACACGUCGAGUUCAUCAAACUUGACCACCUUCUCCAACGCCGGCAAGCAAAUUGCAGCGGCCACUGCGGCAGGCAUGGGUGGUGUCGUCGGUGGCGCUGGAGCUGGCGUCGUUCCCCCUGGAAAAGGCUUGCGAGGUAUGCUGGACAAUAUCGUCAGCGAUGGGAUGCGUGUUGCUGCCGAGGUGCGACGCCGCAUGGACGAAGCGCAACGCGAAAUGGAUCGUGAGGCUAAACAGGGGCGAGAAGACGACGAAGAAGAGGAAGAUCAAGCGAAUGCAAAGGAUGCGGAUCUUCUCGAAGGCGCGGAAACAGCUGAUGUAGAUACUACGAGGGGAAGUGCUCCGAAUCUGUUGAGUGCAGUGGAUGCAGGAGGUGGAGGGACUGUGGAAGUGAAGACGACAAGGAAUCGAAGCGCAAGCGACGCUAGCCGGAGGGUGCUAGAGUUUGAGCGGUAGUUGGUUCUUGGGUGUCGAUGGAAAGGUAGUGAUUCAUGUGCCCUUUUCCCGGAGUACGAAGUGUGUGGUGGCGUCUUUUUGUCAGGAAGGAUAUCUUCUCAUACUAUACUGCCGCGUGUGUAGGCUGACGAAGGGUUUUUGGAAUGCUUGCAUAUGGGAAUAAGAUCAUAGCGAGAUGAGAUC